This is a messenger RNA of Rhinichthys klamathensis goyatoka, 1501 nucleotides long. It is a transcript of the gene nap1l1, whose product is annotated as nucleosome assembly protein 1-like 1. Gene Ontology annotation, biological process: nucleosome assembly. Lineage: Eukaryota; Metazoa; Chordata; Actinopteri; Cypriniformes; Leuciscidae. The record is from RefSeq and is a predicted model, not a curated record. The coding region runs from base 150 to 1343 and encodes 397 amino acids. Gene Ontology annotation, cellular component: chromatin; nucleus. Gene Ontology annotation, molecular function: histone binding; chromatin binding. The transcript has 15 exons.
GCCAGAUGUAUAUGAGCGCACGCGGCGGGAUCUUUUCCCCUUUUAGCGCCAUCAGAGCGGGAGUCUCGCGCUGUUCACUGCGCAGUAGCAUCUCCGCCUCAGACAGACCUCUACUCGUCGGCUCCUCGGAAUCAGAAAGGUGAAACAACAUGGCAGAUCUCGACAAUAAAGACCAAACUGAAAUGGACCCAGCAGAUAUGGAGGAUGUUGAAGAGGUGGAGGAAGAGGAGACUGGGGAAGACAACAGUAAAGCACGUCAGCUGACGAUGCAGAUGAUGCAGAACCCCCAGAUUCUUGCGGCACUGCAGGAGCGAUUGGACGGACUCGUGGGAUCUCCCUCAGGGUACAUGGAGAGUUUACCAAAGGUGGUGAAGAGACGCGUUAAUGCCCUUAAGAACCUCCAGGUCAAAUGUGCCCACAUCGAAGCCAAGUUCUACGAAGAAGUCCACGAACUGGAGCGAAAAUACGCCGCUUUGUAUCAGCCUCUCUUUGACAAGCGGAGUGAUAUCGUGAGAGCGUCAUACGAACCCACAGAUGAGGAGUGCGAGUGGAAACAAGAUGAAGAGGAAGAGCUGACAGUAAGUAAGCAGGAGGAAAUGAAGGAAAAGGCCAAAGUGGAGGAAGAGAAGAAAGAUGAGGAAAAGGAAGACCCUAAAGGAAUCCCAGAGUUCUGGCUCACGGUUUUCAAGAACGUCGACCUUCUCAGUGAAAUGUUGCAGGAACAUGAUGAACCAAUUCUCAAGCACUUACAAGAUAUUAAAGUCAAAUUCUCUGACGCCGGCCAGCCAAUGAGUUUCACAUUAGAGUUCCACUUUGAGCCCAAUGAUUUCUUCACACAAACAGUCCUGACAAAGACCUACAAAAUGAGGUCCGAGCCAGAUGAGUCCGAUCCCUUCUCGUUUGAUGGGCCAGAGAUCAUGGGCUGCACAGGAUGCACGAUCGACUGGAGUAAGGGCAAGAACGUCACACUGAAAACCAUUAAGAAGAAACAGAAGCAUAAGGGACGUGGCACAGUUAGGACGGUCACAAAGACGGUCCCCAAUGACUCAUUUUUCAACUUUUUCUCACCACCUGAAGUUCCAGAAACCGGUGAACUGGACGAGGACUCGGAGGCGGUGUUAGCAGCAGACUUUGAGAUUGGUCACUUCAUCCGCGAGCGCAUUGUUCCCAGGGCGGUGCUGUACUUCACUGGGGAGGCCAUCGAAGACGACGAUGAUGACUAUGACGAGGAGGGAGAGGAAGCCGACGAUGAGGAGGGUGAAGAGGAAGCCGACGAGGAAAACGAUCCAGACUAUGAGCCCAAGAAGGAUGCCAACCCCCCAGAGGAGUGCAAACAGCAGUGAUGGCGGCGCCCGCCUCCUUCAGGAUCCCCUACACUGUAACGGCUUCAAACAAACAUAGUUACUUACCGCCUUACAAUGUUUUGUAUUUUUCUUGGUAGAAAUAAUUGAAAAAUAAAUAAAAGGGUUUCAAGAUUUUUGUUACAAAAAAAGAAAAACAA